ACAGAUUUGAUAAGUGACCUUGACCAUGAGUGUAUACUUUGUGGAGACUCCUUGCGUGCAUUCUAUUCUAAGUAGUAAACUUGCGGAGUACUGCGAUGGAUGUUUUAAGAAUAAUUCCAGUCUUAUGUCUUGCUCAUCCUGUAAAAUGAUGAGAUAUUGUAGCCGUAAAUGUCAGCGUCGUAUGUGGCAUGAUCACAAGCAUGAAUGCAAACAAUACAUGAAGUGUGGGCGCCUGCCUACAGCUCAGGUCCGUCUUAUUUUAAGGAUUAUCAACAUUCAGGUUUGUGUUGACUAAGCAUUAUAGGUCUUUAGAGUGAACUAAAGAGUGGAUUUAACUCUCUCGUCUCGCGUGAGUGUAACCAUAUAUAUGUAUACAUACAUAUAUGUUCGUAUCUCUUUCAGAUGAGCAGGAAAUACUUGCGAAUAGUAAUUUAAUGGAGGCCUACCACGCUAUAAGGAUGACACUGUCUGAAUUUUCGGCAGAGAGACUGCCUGUGGAUGAAGAAGCCAUUUUCCGAAUUUUUUGUAGAAUUCAAAUUAAUAGUUUCAUGGUUACCGAUGUCAAUGGCACGGAUGUUGGGCCUGCACUGUACCUUAGAGCGGCUCGUCUAGAUCACUCAUGUGUUCCAGAUUUGCAGUAUAUAUUUUCUGAUCGUGAGAUUGUUUUGUGCAAAUACUCCCCAGAUAUGAACUCAUCGCCUCGCAUCAACUACUAUGACUAUAUGACAACCACCGAAGAAAGACAAAAUAAUUUGAUGAAAAACUAUUACUUUAAGUGUGAUUGCAGCUUGUGUCUAGACACUGACCGCGAAAAAAAGAUCACUUCACUUGUCUGCUGUUCACCUGAGUGUUUGAGUGAUCCCAUAUUAUGUGACGAAUUGCCUUCAUCAGCCAGAGUAAAAGAGUGCAAUAAAGAUGUAGCAAUGAAACCUGUUGUGCGUUACUGUCCUGUAUGCUUACAAAUUUAUGAUAAUCAAGUGAUAAACCAAAUUAUGGACGAUCUGUAUGGUAAAACUAAGACUUGUCUCGACGUUGAUAUUGCUUUAGAUGCCAUUAUCAUGUACCUGCGGUGUUGUCAAACUAACAAACCGAUUCAGAAAACUGAUCUGAUAACAGUUAAAGACAUAAAAGCUGAGGCUUCGCAUCAGUAUUACAAAUUAUUUGGUCAUCAGGAUAGUUUGUACUUAGCACGAUGUUGUUCUCGUGUUCAGUAUAUAACUACAGUGCCGAUUGAUUCGACACUAGCCAGCUUGAACAAGCGUCAUAACUACUGUGAAAAAAAGUUCAGAGUUUCCAAAGAUACCUUAGUAAACAUCGUGAUUGCUUGCAUUCUCUAUGAAUUCUAUUGGAGAACUGAUUGGUUACCAUCGGAUCGUUUCCAACUUGGUCAACUAGUCUAUUCAGCAGCCUCUUUCUUAUUAUCUAAUAUAAAUGAUACCAAUGAAUUUCAAACUUGUGACCGAAUGAAUCAAAUUAAAAGAUUUUUGAUGCAUAAAUACAAUAAAAUGGAUUGCUUAGGUCAGGUUCUAUGUAAAUUUUCAAGGAUAGCAUGUGAUGCACUCGGUCCACUUGUUGAAUAUCGUUCAAAUUGGCGACAAGGUCUCAGUGUACUGGAACAUUAUAAAGCUCAAGACAUAGGAGGCGCUACUAAUAAUUUCUUGGAAUUGAGAUGAUUUAACCUUCAAUAAUUGUUAUCAUUCUUGCCAGUGUAUUUAUUUAUGUCUACAGAUGUCGUGUAAAAUAAUUAUCAAUUUAGUAGGGAAAUGAAUACAAAAUACACUGAGGGAAAUUGUAUUUUUUUGUACUCGCAUUAUUUACCUUCCUGAUAUGUUUAUUUGCAUAAAAGCCAGUGUUUGAAAAUCCUUGAGCAUUUUUAUAACAGGUAUCUCAAUGUAUCAGUUGCAUUAAAAACAUUUUUGGUCCUUAUUUUCCUUACAUACAUUGGGCAAAUAUAUGUUUUAAGAACAAGAUAUUC
Heterobilharzia americana is the source of this 1975-nucleotide messenger RNA. The record is from the annotation of a GenBank genome assembly. Lineage: Eukaryota; Metazoa; Platyhelminthes; Trematoda; Strigeidida; Schistosomatidae.